CCUGUCUUGCCGAUCUCGAUAUGACAACCACUAGCGUUGCCAUGCAUGAAUCUCCUCGGCCCGCGAUCAAAAUAAAUGAAACUUCAACAGAAUUGCCGUCUAAGAAGAGGAAAGCAUCCGACACAUUAAAAGAUGGCGUUGCAAACCGCCAGAAAAUAACCAGAGCCUGUGACUCGUGCAAAGUAAAGAAAACCAGGUGUACUGGUACUUUACCAUGCACAAGAUGUACGCGACUGUCACUGCCAUGCAGAUACAAGGCCGCGUACUCUCGGGGGCUACCACCAGACCCUCUUCCUGCAUCACCGAGUCCACUUUCAACUCCCACUGGGCGUCGUACAUUUGGGGAUGUGGAUUGGCGUACGUCCAGCCCCAAUCUACAGGGCAAUGGUCGGGACUCGACUGUGACCGACAAUCUACUUCCAAACCAAAACAAAACCCAAACCCAGCAUGUGGUGUCAUCGCGGAACUCACCAGAGCCAGGAUCAACGGAUUUUGAGGGUAAUUACCUCGGUCCUUCAUCCGGUGUGUCGUUUAUCAAUCGUGUAUGGAGUCGUCUACAUCAAGAUGAAACGACGCAUUAUCCGGAUGAACUUCAAAACGAGUCCUCGCGGAAUACAGCUGUCUUUAUGUUUGGUGAUAAGCCUUACUCCAACUCCCAAGAGGCGGAAUUUACCCUCCCAUCUCUGGAAAAGGCGCUGGAGCUGGUGGGAAUUUACUUCGAUUACUCCAUGGUGACUUAUCGGUUUGUACAUAGGGGCAAUGUGGAAGAGUGGACUAGACAGGUUUACCAAAAUAACAUCGGCCUCUCGAAUCUCCCCGUGGGAAAUAUGGUUGCUCGGACUGCUAUCGUUCUGAUGAUCAUUGCUGUGAGUACUUUGUACGUGGAAAUGAGGCCCGGGGGAAUGCCUGGUAGGCGGAGUGAAAGGCUAGAAAGUGAGCGCUGGUAUGCAGCGUCGAAAUACAUGUCUUCUCUCGAGUCAGGGCCGCCACGACUGGAAACCAUCCAGGCUCGGCUGGGCCAAUGCCUAUAUCUGCUGUCAUCGUCACGGGCCAACGAAUGCUGGUACUCAUUCGGCACAACAAUGCAGAUUGUGACAGCACUCGGAUUACACAGGAAACGGUCAGCCAAAGUCUCGAAUAAUGGGUGCUCAUAUCUAGAAUUGGAGCUCCGCAAGCGCAUCUUCUGGAGUGUAUAUACUCUAGAUAAAUAUCUAAGCAUUAUGUUCGGAAGACCUCGUCUGCUCCACGACGAGGACAUCGACCAAGAACUACCGGACGAGACGAACGACGAAGACUUACUCGAAGAAGAUCCGAUGCGGAGAACAGGAUCCACGGACAGCAUGAUGAUUGCCUCUGUUCUUCAUUACCGACUCGGUCGUAUCCUGGGCGACAUUUCCCGUCAACUAUACAGCAUAAACACCGUCUCUCGAGACUCCCCCAUCGAGACCGCAAUCCGCCUAACCUCAGAACUCGAAAAAUGGAAAGAAACAGUCCCACCCUUAUUCAACAGUGUUCACCCAACCAGUUUAAUCCCACCCCUCUGCCGCCAAAGCCAAGUUCUCCAACUUGCCUACUCACAUGCGAUGAUCCACGUCACCCGCUCAUUCCUCUUGAACGAUUUCACAGACCUCAGCCGUAGACCGAAAGUCCCGCACCCGAUGGUCAGCUCACACGUCCAGAAAUGCAUCCAGGCUGCCGAGGACAUCAUGACAAUAACCGAUGGUCUAGCGCAUCAGGGCGUGCUGAUUCAGUCCUUUUGGUUCACACACUACGUGUGCUUCUGUGCUGUUUUGGUCGUUUACAUCCAUACCAUCCAACAGCACCGUAAGUCAUCGGGCGGAUCUAGCUCAGCCUCUAUCUCUUCGGUCGGAAGUCCCGAUGAUUCAGGAAAAUUGCGCCAGCUUUUUUCUCUUGCUGAAUCUUGUCAGCAACAUCUUGCUGAAGCUACACGCAAGAACUGUCCGAGCCGUCGCUACGGGAUUAUUCUGGAGGAGUUGAGACAGGAGGUUCAUCGACAGAUUGGGUCCAAUGGGCUCUCUGUCAAAACUCGGACUCAGUCUUCUGGUGAAAAUGAUACUCUCUAUGUCUCAGGAGAGCCUUCACAGAAUGCAGAUAUAAAGUCGGUUCUCUUCGACGCCCAGGCGGUUGAUUUCAUGAUGCAGCCAACCGAUUUGGGGAUCAAUACGGGAGACGAUGCUGGCUUCCUUGAGAGCCUCGAGGGAUCGAUCUGGUGGGCUCAACUUGACUCAUGGGCAUUUUCCAAUCUCCCUAACGACCCUUCUACAUUUAACUUUUAAGCACAGGAUGCAUGUAGCUUACGGGUCACAAAGCCAAAAUCGCGUUCAAUUGCAAAUAUCCUGCUACAGUUCGUGUUGCAUUCUGGCCAUUCUUCCCUCAACACGCUAUUCGGUUUACAAAUUAUGAUUCAGUGGCGGUCAAUACUGCAUGAGACCACCGCGGUGAACGUUCUCCAAGUAGCUUGUUACUCUCCCUCAGUUCCGUUAGAUGGUUGGAUACAGAGUUAAUCAGAAACAACA
Molecule: messenger RNA, 2537 nt
Organism: Penicillium samsonianum
Lineage: Eukaryota; Fungi; Ascomycota; Eurotiomycetes; Eurotiales; Aspergillaceae
Product: Zn(II)2Cys6 transcription factor
Exons: 4
Coding region: 21-2297 (758 amino acids)
Biological process (GO): positive regulation of transcription by RNA polymerase II; DNA-templated transcription
Cellular component (GO): nucleus
Molecular function (GO): zinc ion binding; sequence-specific DNA binding; DNA-binding transcription factor activity, RNA polymerase II-specific
Source: RefSeq, a predicted model, not a curated record